This is a messenger RNA of Guillardia theta CCMP2712, 441 nucleotides long. RefSeq lists its product as hypothetical. Lineage: Eukaryota; Cryptophyceae; Pyrenomonadales; Geminigeraceae. The transcript is spliced from 3 exons. The record is from RefSeq and is a predicted model, not a curated record. Bases 1 to 441 code for a protein of 146 amino acids.
AUGACACCAACCGAUAUGAGCGCCUUCGUCGAGCUAUGGGGCUCCUCGCCCUGCGUGAGCCCCGUCAGCAGCAGCACCAACCUCGUCUGCGACUUCUCGCUCCUCCAGGCUCAUCACAGCGACAUGGCGUUCCUCCAAGACUGGGAGGCGAUGGAGACAAGGACCAUGGCGAACAAGCACGCAGAGGAGGAAAAGGAGGAGGAAAAGGAGGAGGAGUCAGCCAGGCGAUGCAGGCCAAGCCGAGGCGUAGACGGGGAGAGCAAGCAUCACGAGGACUGCGCCCGCGGGGCGAGGGAGGGAAGGUGCAACGCCAGGGACGGAUGCUGUGUGUACGGGCGAGAGAGCUCGAUCCGCAGGGCCGUUGCGAUGGCUGUUACAGGCAACGUGGUGGACCUGUCAGUGAGCUUUGGAGUUCUGCUCCGAGUGUCGGCCACAACUUGA